AUGAAGUGCUCGCUGCGCUUCUGCUUCCUCUCCGCGGCCUUCCUGCUCGUCUUCGUCAUGUCGCUGCUCUUCACCUACUCCCACCACAGCAUCGCCUACCUGGAGGCCGCCGGCGGYGGCGGCGGCUUCCACCGCGUCAAGCUGGUGCCGGGCUACGCGGGGCUGCAGCGGCUCAGCAAGGGCGGGCUCUACGUGAAGAGCUGCGCCUGCCGCCGCUGCACCGAGGACGCCGGAGCCUCCGAGUGGUUUGACAGCCACUACGACGGCGACAUCUCCCCGGUGUGGACCAAGGAGAACAUGGACCUGCCGCUGGACGUGCAGCGGUGGUGGAUGAUGCUGCAGCCCCAGUUCAAGUCCCACAACACCCACGAAGUCCUGAGCAAGCUCUUCCAGAUCGUGCCUGGUGAGAACCCCUACAGCUCCCAUGACGCCCGCCGCUGCCGGCGCUGCGCCGUCGUGGGCAACUCGGGCAACCUGCGCGGCUCCGGCUACGGGCGAGAGAUUGACGCGCACGACUUYGUCAUGAGGAUGAACCAGGCCCCCACGGUGGGGUUCGAGGGUGAUGUGGGAAGUCGGACAACUCACCACUUCAUGUACCCAGAGAGUGCCAAGAACCUGCCUGCCAACGUCAGCUUUGUGCUGGUGCCCUUCAAAACGCUGGACCUGCUCUGGAUCGCCAGUGCCCUCUCCACUGGUCAGAUCAGAUUCACAUACGCGCCUGUGAAGCCUUUUCUGCGGGUGGACAAAGAAAAGGUGCAGAUCUACAACCCUGCCUUCUUCAAGUACAUCCACGACCGCUGGACGGAGCACCAUGGGCGCUACCCCUCCACGGGCAUGCUGGUGCUCUUCUUCGCGCUCCACGUCUGCGACGAGGUGAACGUCUUUGGCUUCGGCGCCGACAGCCGGGGCAACUGGCACCACUACUGGGAGAACAACCGCUACGCCGGCGAGUUCCGCAAGACCGGCGUGCACGACGCCGACUUCGAGGCGCGCAUCAUCGACAUGCUGGCCAAAGCCAGCAAGAUCGAGGUGUACCGGGGCAACUGAGCGGCCUGACGACCACGAGUGCUCCAGGUGGCCUUUGCCAAUCAGGUGUCCGCGGCGCCGGGGGCAUC
Molecule: messenger RNA, 1115 nt
Organism: Nothoprocta perdicaria
Lineage: Eukaryota; Metazoa; Chordata; Aves; Tinamiformes; Tinamidae
Gene: ST3GAL2
Product: ST3 beta-galactoside alpha-2,3-sialyltransferase 2
Exons: 6
Coding region: 1-1047 (348 amino acids)
Molecular function (GO): beta-galactoside (CMP) alpha-2,3-sialyltransferase activity
Source: RefSeq, a predicted model, not a curated record